Belonocnema kinseyi is the source of this 2682-nucleotide messenger RNA. RefSeq names its product mismatch repair endonuclease PMS2-like. Gene Ontology annotation, biological process: mismatch repair. The coding region runs from base 75 to 2615 and encodes 846 amino acids. The transcript is spliced from 14 exons. Gene Ontology annotation, cellular component: MutLalpha complex. The record is from RefSeq and is a predicted model, not a curated record. NCBI's taxonomy places the organism in Eukaryota, Metazoa, Arthropoda, Insecta, Hymenoptera, Cynipidae. Gene Ontology annotation, molecular function: ATP binding; ATP hydrolysis activity; ATP-dependent DNA damage sensor activity.
AAUAUAUAUAUAUAUAAAAGAAACUAUCUUUGAAAAUGGAGACCAGUUAAAUCCAUUUAAAUUAUUUAAAAUGUAUGAUGCCAAUAAUGAGCAGCAGCCAGAUCAUCAAGAUCAGGGCGCACAAGAUAACAAUGCCGAAAAUGACAAUUACGGUUCUGGAUAAUAAUACCGUCAAACUCUUAAAAUCGAGUCAAGUGAUAACGUCCGUUUCCUUCGCUGUGAAAGAACUUGUGGAAAAUUCACUUGACGCCAAUGCUAAAAACAUCGAAGUUAACCUCUAUGACGAUGGUUUAACACAAAUCGAAAUAAAAGACGAUGGUUGUGGAAUUCCCAAGGAGGAUGCACCAUUCAUGGCUUUGGCUUCUUACACUUCAAAAAUAAAAAGUUUUGAAGACCUGGAGGCACUUCAUACUUAUGGUUUUCGAGGUGAAGCUCUUCAAGCAUUGAGUCAAGCAGCCGAUGUUACAGUAUCUACGAAAACCGAAAAUGAAGAGGUCGCAACUUUGUACACUCUCGAUUCCAAUGGAAUUAUUACAAAAUCGGAAUUUUGUCACAGAUCAGUUGGAACUACCGUCCAAGUAAACGGAUUAUUCAAAAGAAUGCCAGUGAGGAGACAAGGUUUGCUUAAUUCGAGACGAGCCAAACAGGAUCUAAAAUAUUUAGAAAGCCUCCUUAAAAGUUUUGGCAUUAUCCAACCCCCUCUUAGAAUUACUUACAGGCGGAAUAAUCAAAUGGUUUUUAUAAAACCGAGUGCCAAUAGCCUGAUGGAAUCAGUUACAAAUGUUUUGGGAAAAGAACUUGCUUCAAUCUUAGAAAUGAUUGAAGAAACCUGUCCCGAGGGAAAAAUACAAUUGUUGUUGCCAAAAAAAGUUCUUAAAGACGAAUCGUUGAUUUUUCGACCAGGACAUCAAUACAUAUUUGUUAAUAGUAGAAUGCUGACCCACAAAGAAUUAGAAAAGCUUUUAAACAAGAGAAUACAGGAAUACUUUACGAAAGGAACGCCAUCUGGGAAGAAAUGCUUGUUUUUGCUGAACAUAAAUGUCGACCCAGCAAAUCUGGAUAUUAAUUUAGAGCCGAAUAAGACCAAAGGGUUUUUGAAACACGAGAAAGAAAUAAUAGAAUUUGUAGACAAAAUCUUGUUGUAUUUUUAUGAAUUAGAAGAAUCUCGUGAGGAGAAGAACGAUAAUCAAAAUAAAAACCUCGAUUCGAAUGAUAAUAGCAAAUGUGACGAAAGUGAUUAUAUCAACGAAAGUGAUAAUAUCAACGAAACUGAAAAGGAAUGGCCUGCUUGUAAAAAACGCAAAGUUGAUCACAAUAGAAAAUCACCUGUUGAGAUUAUUGUUGACGCUCCACAAGCUAAAAUUAAUGGAGAUUUUGACCGAGAAUACCGAAUUCCGAAACGGGAAUCGUUUGAAAUGCCUAUCGUUGCAGAUGUGAGAGGACCAGUUUUGAGUGAAUCAGAUUCAACCAGCGAAGAGGAGAUGAAUUUUUAUAAUAUAAAGAAGGAGAAAGUUCCAUCGAAAACAGUAAAUAAAUCAAAAGGAGAUUCGGAUGAGUCUAAUGUUCAUUUUCCUCCAAAUCGAAUGAAACCUUCGCCUGAAACAGAAACCCUCUCUCAGUUGCCAGUCGUCGAUCUCGGAGAUGAUUUUCAGUCUCAGGAAAUUAGAGAGAAAGAAAAUCAGAUGUUGAAGCCAAAAGAUUUAAUUUUUAGUAGUGGCAGCGAGUCCUUAUUUGCGGAAACCGAUAUGUUCGACGAUUUUGAUUUUAACGAUAUUUCUGAAGUAUCAAAUAGUUCUACUUUGAAACAAAGUACCUUGUCUUUAAAUUCAUCUGAGACCGGAGAACUUUUACUAGAAGUCGCAAAAAUUGGUCCUUCGAAGGAAAUUCCGAAACCUUCUGCUGAAUUAUGGAGCAGGGGGCAUAUUUCAGGAAUACAGAAUGGCGUUGAUGUAAAAAUCCCUGUUUUGAAAGAAAAAGAACUUAGACCAAACACUCUAACCGGAUUCAACAUAUUUUUUUCACAAGUCAGAUCUCAGUUGGUAAAAGAAAAUCCAGAAAUGUCUGUGCCACAAAUUGCGGCUUUGCUCACAAAUCGCUGGAAAGAAAUGUCAGCAGAGAAAAAGGCCCACUAUCAGGAAAUAGCGAGUGCAAAAAUAAAACAGGAUGAAAUGAAAGACCUGAAGGCAAAGAAAGAAAAAAAGGAAUCGGAAAAAAAUAAGAAGAGACUUAUGACUAUGCUAGAAAAUAUGAGAUAUAAAAACAAAUCAACUAUUUGUAAGAAAGACGAAACUAUGAAAAUGAGAACUACCGUCACUGUAGAAAUCAACAAAGAAAAAGUAACUGAGAAAUUCUACAGGCCAAGGAGUCUACAGGAAAAUGUCGUGAUAGGGCCAUUGAAACCCUCUCUUUGGAUUGUGAAAGUAGGAAGACAAUAUUUGUUAUUGGACGUUAAGAAAAUGUACGAAAAACUGAAUUUUACGGAGCAUAGUUCGGAUGAAGCCAAUGCCGAGACCUUGGAGUCUCUUUUGCAAAGGUGGAUGAUUGAAGUACGAGAAAUGUCUAUAAUGCACGUGAUUGGAAGUUUCGAGCAGCGGGAAGAUAUGGAGGAUUUGUAAUCAGUAAUUAAUGUUAUAUUUGUGAAUAAUUUUUAAUUAAUUUAUUAGGUACGUUUUCGAUGGAAAA